AUGUACGACUCUGAUUCUGAUGUUGAAGUGGAUGUUCAAGACAUUCCACUAAAGAAGAAGCCUACUUCUAGUAAGCCUGCUUCUAGAGUCCCUGAUGUGCCCAUAGACAAUAUUUCCUUCCAUUCUACUUCGAGUGUCAACAGGUGGAAAUAUGUCUACCAAAAGAGACCGGCUCUUGAGAGAGAAUUAGUUCAGAAUGCUCUUGAAUGCAAAGACAUAAUGGAUCUGAUUCAUGGUGCUAGUCUAAUGAAAAUUGUUGUCCAUUUGCCUAAGUGCUAUGAAAGGCUGGUGAAAGAAUUCAUUGUGAACCUCUUUGAAGAGUGUGUUGAUGGAAAGUCUAAGGAGUUUAGGAAGGUGUAUGUGAGGGGCAGGUGUGUUACUUUUUCCUCCACUGUGAUAAAUAACUAUUUGGGGAGGUAUGAUGAAGCUCAACCCGAGUUUGAAGUCUCUGAUUACAAGGUAUGCCAAUUUAUCACUGCCAACCAAGUCAAGAGUUGGCCUUUAAAAGGGAAGUUGUCUGCUAGUAAGCUAAGCAUGAAGUAUGCCAUGUUGCAUAAGAUUGGUGCUGCAAAUUGGGUGCCCACAAAUCAUAAAUCUACCAUUGCUAUUGUCCUAGGAAUAUUUAUCUAUGUUGUUGGUACAAAAGCCAAGUUUGAUUAUGGUACCUACAUAUUUGAGCAAACUAUGAAGCAUGCUGGAAGCUUCAGUGUAAAAGGCCCUAUAACUUUUCCAUCUCUCAUAUGUGGCAUUAUCUUGAACCAGUACCCAUGCAUCUUGGUUGAAAAUGACUCUAUCUGCAAAAGGGAAAGUGUUAUUUCAUUUCAUUAUAAACUGUUUCAAGGAACCCAUGCUCCUGAAAUUGUCAUGACAUCAGUUGGGACAUCCAAAGGAAGCUCCACUACAGGAAAAGCUGUAGUGGUUGCAAUGCUCAGGGAAACAUGCAAGGAGCUGGAGUCCAGAAAGCUGGCUCUUGAAAAACUGAUCAGCUCUCUUGAAAUGGAAGAAGGUGCUGAGUUUACUGAGAAUGAAGAAGCAGGUCUUGAGGCAAAUGAUGAACAGGAGGCUGGUUCGGAUGAAGUGGAAGCAGAGGAGGCCAUUCUUGAUGAUGGCACAGAUAAAGAAGUUGAUGGGGAUGGCUUUGAGUCUGAAGACUAG
Vicia villosa (hairy vetch) is the source of this 1155-nucleotide messenger RNA. RefSeq lists its product as uncharacterized. The record is from RefSeq and is a predicted model, not a curated record. The transcript has a single exon. NCBI's taxonomy places the organism in Eukaryota, Viridiplantae, Streptophyta, Magnoliopsida, Fabales, Fabaceae. Bases 1 to 1155 code for a protein of 384 amino acids.